ACUUCAUGUCACGCCAACCAGCCAACAUCAGCCAGUCAGCGAUUGAGAAUCCGUGUUCGAUUUCGUGAGUUGUGUUAGUACGACGAUUUAUUUAGAGUUAUUUUGUUAGUAAAUUUAUUGACCAGUGCAACUAAUAUUGUUAUUCGUACCCGAUAUAUUAAGUGAUUCUUCUACCAUCUGCGGAUCAAAAAUAGUGUCAAAGAAAAUUUUGUGCGUCUGACGGACUCCUUUCACAAAGGAUUAAACGGGAGACUUCGUGUUUUACCCGUGCGCAUUUCACCAAUACGACAACUACAUAUUGCGGAACAUUUGGAAUGCGUACAACAAGAGUCGUCAAUCACAAGUUGUGAAGGUGGAGGAGUGUGUAACUGAAGACUGGUAUGGGCGUGCGGUGAGACGCGGAAUCCCACAACAAGAUGACGGAGGGAGAACGGCAACAGAAUGCAGGCGGUACCAACGCCGCGCCACAGCACAGGAAGGGGCACAGGAGGCAAGAGUCAAUGUACGCAAUGACGGGAUUAUACGCGGAGUCUGGUUGCUCGGAGGGCGCCGGAGACGAGGCUGGGCCCAGCACCCCGCCGCACCCGUCCCACCCGCCGCGGGAAUCCGUCAAAUGCCACAGCCGAAACCCGUCGGCUGGCGUUUGCGACAGAGACCGCGAGAGGGACAAGGAAAGAGAAAAGCCUCGACAAAUGUACCCAGAAAUAUUAGACAUUCCUCAUGACGCAAGAGAUUGCGGUAUCUUGUCAUGGAGACCGCUUUUCAUCCAGAGAUUUUCUAGUAUUAAAGUGUUUGUAUUUUUCCUUUCGUUCCUGGUAACUCUACAACAAGCGUUGAGCUCCGGCUACAUAAACUCUGUGAUCACUACAAUCGAGAAACGUUUCGAGAUCCCGUCGAGUCUGUCGGGGCUCAUCGCGAGCAGCUACGAGAUCGGUAACGUCAUUACCGUCAUCUUCGUAUCCUACCUCGGCAGCAGGAGACACAUUCCAGUAUGGAUUGCAGUCGGUGCUGUAAUUAUGGGCAUCGGCUCGUUAGUGUUCGUCGUUCCGCAUUUUAUAGCGGAAGUGAAUAGCGAAACUUUGAUGAACAAUAAAUCUGACGACAACAUCUGUCGACUGCCACGUGCACUGGAACAGGAUAUGGGCGGCUUGGGGCGCCUCUCUCAGGGCUUACCACCCAGCAACCUGAGGCCAGACAAUUGUAUUAAGAGUUCCCCGAGCACCUUCAUGCCUGUGAUGGUGUUCAUAGUGGCGCAGUUGUUACUGGGCUGCGGUGGCUCGCCCCUGCUCACUCUCGGCACCACCUACGUGGACGACCACGUGCGGCCAGAGUCCUCCAGCAUGUAUAUAGGAUGUAUGUACAGUAUGGCUGCCUUCGGCCCGGUGCUCGGGUUCCUGCUCGGUGCAUAUUUACUGUCUUUCCACAUGGACUCGUUCUCCGGCGCUAUCAUCUCUAUAGAUCCCGGUGACCACCGAUGGGUUGGCAUGUGGUGGGGUGGUUUCCUGUUAUGUGGAUUCCUUCUCAUCCUCGUUGCGAUUCCCUUCUUCUCGUUUCCAAAAGUAUUGGUACGAGAGAAAGAGAAGAUAAGGCUAGUAGAGAAAGCAGCGGCUGCUAGUGGAGCAUCCACAUCUAAACCUCCCGUCAAGUCGCAGACAGACAUUAAAGAUACAGGGUACGGGAAAGAUAUCAAAGACAUUCCGGUGUCGAUGUGGCGGCUGCUGAAGAACCCUGUGUACGUGGUCACGUGCCUGGGUGCCUGUAUGGAACUCAUGAUCGUGUCGGGCUUCGUCGUCUUCCUGCCCAAGUAUCUCGAGACGCAAUUCAGCCUCGGCAAGAGCCAGGCUAGCGUUUUUACUGGUUCCAUCGCUAUCCCGGGUGCCUGCAUCGGUAUUUUCAUGGGUGGCUGCCUACUAAAACGACUGGAGCUUCGUCCCAAAGGCGCCGUUCAGUUCGUGCUCAUAUCAAACACUAUAUGUCUCUCUUGCUACGCUCUGCUGUUCUUCCUCGGCUGCGACAACAUCAAGAUGGCUGGAACCACAAUACCGUAUACUAAUCACAGCAAUCUGGAGCCUUUCAAAGUGAAUCUGACGGCGGCGUGCAACUUCAACUGCCUUUGCACGGAGACAGACAUGGAGCCAGUGUGCGGUAACAACGGGCUGACGUACUUCUCGCCGUGCCACGCAGGCUGCGCCGCCUUCUCCUCGCGUUCCAACUUUACUAAUUGCGCAUGUGUGCACGAGAACAGUCGCGGCGUGGGCGCGGUGGGCGGUGUGGGCGGUGUGGGCGGCGUGGUGGUGGAGGGCGCGGCGGCGGCGGCGCUGCGCGGGCCGGGCGCGGGCGCCGCCGACUACUCCGAGGUCACCGUGGUGCCCGUGGCCACGGCCGGCGCCUGCAACCCGCCCUGUACCACCAUCUUCCCCUUCCUCGUGCUACUCUUCUUCAUGACAUUCGUCGUCGCCGUUACGCAAAUGCCGCUUCUGAUGAUCGUUUUGAGGUCGGUGAGCGAAGAAGAACGUUCAUUCGCACUUGGCAUGCAGUUCGUGAUAUUCCGUCUGUUCGGGUACAUUCCUGCUCCUAUCGUGUUCGGUAAUCUCAUCGACUCGACGUGUCUGCUGUGGAAACAGUCCUGCAGCGGAGAAAAGGGGGGCCGGUGUCUGCUCUAUGACAUAGAACAGUUCAGAUACAGAUACGUUGGACUGUGCGGUGGCAUUAAGAUUGUGGCGCUGGGUAUAUUUAUGGCUGAUUGGUGGCUUGUGCGACGUCGGCGACACUUGGAAACAGCUCCUCCACUUGACCCUCACAAAGACAUCGCCGGCUCCAUCAUCAGUCUCGACAAACUUUUCGAAGAACUUCCAUCUGCCGACAACGCGAGUGGUUUCCGGUCUGGUGUCAUGUCAGGUGUAAGCUCGGCCACCACGACACCGAUGGAGCCGCCGACAGGAGGUGGCGACGCUCAUGACUCAUACCGACCCAAACUGCAACGUACUGAGUCUCAGUACUCGGAGGACUCGCAGACAAGAGGACCCAGCGGGAAGAACUCCCGCGUCCUCGUCGCCUCCCGACACUUACGCAACGACUCCAAGACCAUACAGCUGGAGCCGCGCGCGCGCCAGCACUCGCUCGACGAGCCCGAGCGCAACCGCGCCGUGCGCAGCGACUCGCGAGACUCCAGGGACUCGCGGGACUCGCGCGACUCGCGCCGCGACUUCACGCGCUCUGCGUCGCGCGACCUGCCCGCGCACUCGCGCUCUGGCUCGCGCGACUUCAAGGUGCACUCGCGCUCGGACUCGCGCGACCUGAGCCUGGACCAGCUCAAGCAGUUGGCGCUAAAGAGCAUGGAGAGCUUGGACCUCACCGUGCUGCCGCUGGCGCGCUGCGCAGACGAGGAGAGCAAGCGUCUCAUCGACACCGGCGGAGUGCUGCGCCACCGCCGGACCAGCUCCAAGGACUCCAAGAUGCCCGAGACGAAACACAAGCGUACCUCUUCACAUCACAUCACGAUGGAACCGAACGAGCUUAGUUUACAGAUGCAGAAGGGUCGAAGUGUGGAUCAUCUGGCAUCGACUCGGCUAGAUCCGUGCGUGUGAAAUGAACGAUAGGUUAAUAAUUAUGUACAAUAUAGUGCCGGAACUGAAUCUCAGUUGAGUGAGAGAACAGAGUGUGAACAUUUGCUUACUACCAUUGUGCACAACUGAGUGAUAACAUUAACAUGAGUAAGUUUAAACUACACUUAUUCUAAAUUUAGUAAAUAGUAAAAAAAUAUGAGUGAUUUCAAAUCAUAUCUUAUAUGUAGAUUCAAUUGCUUUCAGGAAAUAAAAAACUUUCGCUUCUGCAGCUAACUAGUGAUCUAGUAAUGAAUGACUUAUGAAGCUACAACAUGUAGGAUCGUAAUGUUUCAUAAAUCAUGUAGUGUGAUAACUGACUGUUGUUUUAACAUUAAAGUAAUACAAAUAAAUACUCGCAUCACUCCCAAUUUAGGUUUUAAUAUUGUAAAAUGUAAUUAUGUAGUUAAAUUUAAAUGUAAACUUAUUUUCUAUCAUCAAGAUGCAUACUACCUUACGAGAAAAUACUUUUUGUUGUACUUAAGAUUCAAGUACAUUAAUUUAAAUUCAAUUGAUGUGUACAUUUUAAUAACUAAUGUUGCUAUGUAAAAACAGGCUGUUUUUGUUUGAAUUAAUUAUUUGUGUAUAUUCUUGCAUUAGUCAAAAUUUACUGGCUGUUAAAAAUCACAAAAAUGUAGACAGUAGUAAGAGUGAAAUGAGUUAAUAGAAAAAAUUAAAGGUAAUGCAUAAAAUGAACUACACUAUUCAUGUGCACUCACUUUAGUCACUCUUCUAUCAGCACAAAGCUUUUAUUAAUUUCUGUACUGGUGCUCAUAAUAAUUAUGCUUGCCUACUAAUUUCUACAUUGCAGUAUACAUAUGUUACUGUUAACAUUCCUCUUACUUAUGAUAAAAUAAAAUAUUCUAAAACAGAAGCACAAACUAUCAAAACUGCAAUUCAAAAUUGGGAUGGUUCCAUAUAUUUUGAGUGAGAAACAAAGGCCAUGAUCUCAAAUGAAGGGAAGGAAUGAAUUUUACAACCAAAUGUGAAUAAUUGAUAACAAUAUUAAAUUUACUUUUAAUGCAUCUUUGAUUUUUGUAAAUAUUUAUUUCUAGUAAUUUUAUUAUGUAUUGUGAUCCUAUUUUAUGAAAUAAUGUCUACUAGUGCAAUUAAUGUUCUAUGCAUGCCACUUAUGGUCCAAAAUUUUACAAAUUCUGGUUUCUAUGUUUUAUAUAAAUAAUCAUAUAUUUUGGACAGCUAAUAUCUAGUAUAUUAUUUUAAUUUAGUAUUUCCUUAAAUAUUCCAAACUGCCUUAGUUCAAAGUUUACACUUAUUAAACCUAAAAACUUGCAUAUGAAUUUGAUGUCCAAAAGACUUGUUUAAUUAAAUACAAUUUUGAGGUGUUAAAGUUAAAAUGUCAAUUCUCAGGCUGCUGGUAUAAGAAUUCAAUUACUAAUAUUAUUUAACUCUCUGAUGGACAAUAGAAGUACUAAUGUAACUUCUAUGGAGCAAUGUUCACUGUCCAUUAAUAUGUUAAUUAUAAAUGAACAUGUAUUUUAAAGCAAUAUAUUUUAUCUCAGAUAAAUGUAAAAGACAGGAAUGUUGUCUUAUGUAAAUUUUUGUCACAUAUUGUUAAGAGAGGUUAAUAGUUUGAUAUGAAAGAGAGUGUUUUAAUGAAAAAUGCCUUAUUACUACAAUAGAUCUUAAGACUUGAUAUUGAUACUGACUUAGAUGUAUUUGAAUAAGUUGUUAUGUCAAUCACCCAGACAGGUUUGAUAAUAGCAACUCCUAAUUUGUUGCAUUUAGUGAUUAAUAAAAUUGCAUACUUAUUUUAAAA
Spodoptera frugiperda (fall armyworm) is the source of this 5379-nucleotide messenger RNA. It is a transcript of the gene Oatp30B, whose product is annotated as solute carrier organic anion transporter family member 5A1. The transcript has 17 exons. Gene Ontology annotation, molecular function: protein binding. The record is from RefSeq and is a predicted model, not a curated record. Gene Ontology annotation, biological process: sodium-independent organic anion transport; transmembrane transport. The coding region runs from base 417 to 3587 and encodes 1056 amino acids. NCBI's taxonomy places the organism in Eukaryota, Metazoa, Arthropoda, Insecta, Lepidoptera, Noctuidae. Gene Ontology annotation, cellular component: membrane.